Molecule: messenger RNA, 787 nt
Organism: Brachypodium distachyon (stiff brome)
Lineage: Eukaryota; Viridiplantae; Streptophyta; Magnoliopsida; Poales; Poaceae
Product: putative F-box protein At1g47390
Molecular function (GO): protein binding
Source: RefSeq, a predicted model, not a curated record
AUGGAUCCGACGGAAGCCUUGCCGGACGACGCGCUCGCCAACAUCCUCUGCCGCCUCCCGCCGUGCGACCUCGCAGCGUCCCGUUGCGUGCGCAAGGCGUGGCAUGCCCUAGUCGACGCCCGUCGGCUCUUCCUCCCGCACCUCCUGCCGCACUCUCUGCACAGAUUCUUCGUCAACUACAUCGACUACUGGCACCCACGCCUCUUCUCUCGCCCCUCGACGGCACGGCCCGUCAUCAACGGCAAUCUCACUUUCUUGCCCGACUACAGCAGCAGCCUCCGCCCGAUCGUGGAUCACUGCAAUGGCCUCUUGCUUUGCCAUGACUGGAGGGAGUUCUAUGUGGUCAACCCUGCCAUGAGGCGCUGGGAAGAGCUCCCCCGGGAGGACAGGAACGGCGAUGCAUACCUUGUGUUUGACCCUGCCGUCUCAUUGCAUUACGAGGUGUUCUUCAUCCCGCAUCUACCCGACAAGCCUAAAAAGCUCGACAUACUGCAAGCUCAAGACACAGAAGAGAACCACUGUCACGACGCUACUGAAUAUCGCCUGCCACUGAAGUUCAAUUCAGUGUUGAAGACGAACCAGGGGAGAAGACGGUUUCCUAAAAGGCGCUUUCAUUAAACUAUUGCAACCGUUACCCAGUUGCUCGGAUCUUCAUCCAACGGCUGGCUGUCAUUCCAGUAACUUUCCACAGUGUUAUCACUGUUUACCGUCUGUGCCUUUUCCCUUUUACCUAUUACUGCUGUUACUAUCUGAAACUUAACCGAGCUAGGGAAGUAUAUAAUCCCCU